UUCCCCACAUAACCCCAAGCGGUCGGGCGUACGCUAUUUCCCCUUUCCGGCGUUCCCUACAUUCCUUCAUACGCUAGGCGGCUUCCUUUUGUUAAAACAGAUUACCCCAAUGCUCGCACGCUCGGUCCCCUUCUCAUUAAUGUCUCGGUCCUUGUUCCCUUUUGGACGGAUUAGUGCUGUCCCGAUCUAUGGAGGCUGGAGACUGCUGCAUUCCUCGCUUUUGUGGCACGCGAAAACCCUCAGACCAUUCCUCUUGGCGGAUAUUGGAGAGGGCAUCACUGAAUGUGAAGUAUUGAAGUGGUCCAUCAGACCCAACGCGAAGGUUGAGGCCUUCGAUGCAUUGUGCGAGGUCCAAUCAGACAAGGCCUCGGUGGAAAUCACAUCCCCAUUCUCUGGCACGGUGAAGCAAUUGCUUGUUCAGGAAGGUGAAAUUGCCAAAGUAGGUCAAGGACUGUGCAUCAUUGAAGUUGACGAAGAUGGUGUGGACGAUAGCACAUCGAGUGACCCUGUCGCUAGGGAGCAUGUCGAUACUAUUUCAGUGACUACCGAUACCAAUGACGCGUCCCCAUCCUCAGACUACAGCCAGCCGUCCCCCGCCAUCGAGGAACCUCUGGUGCGGCCUCGCAGACACCAUCCUCUAGAUCCUUCAAAACCGCCGUCCUCACCGUCCAAAUUAUCAUCACAUCCUCAGAUCAUCUCGUCCUUAUCGACUCACUUCGCUCCAGCCCCAAACACACUCGCGGCCCCGUCAGUCCGCCACCUUGCUCGUAAGAGUGGAAUUGAGGAUAUUUCCGUGAUCAAAGGCACGGGAAGGAACGGACGCAUAGAGAAAGUGGAUGUGGAACGGUAUCUUUCCCAGGGAAUCGAGAAGGUUAACGCGUUUCCAACUGCCGGCGCUUCCCCUGCAUCGGGCCAAGUACAGAUGCUGGAGUUAGGGCGUACGAGAUGGGCAAUGUAUAAGGCUAUGACAAAGAGCCUUGAGAUCCCUCACUUUGGUUACUCGAGUAUUCUUGACCUAACAGAAAUUCACAACUCCCUCCCAAUCUUGAAUGCCCACAUUCCGCUAGCCUUCAACCCGCCACCACCCUCCAAGCAUGCCCCUCUAGUCUCGCCUGACGCCAUCUUCCCCCCCUCCCAGCCCAUCCAGCAACAAUCAUCCUCACACGAUGCCACGCUUUGGCAAUUCAACAAACUCACCUAUCUCCCCUUUCUCCUCAAGACCCUUUCCCGCGCAAUGCUCGAAUGGCCCAUCUUCCGGACCACAAUUUCUCACACACAAUCGUCGUCGGCCUCUUCCUCGUCACCCGCCUCGCCACCAAAACCAAUGCUCGCGCUUCGCCCUCACGCCGACAUUAGCCUGGCGCUCUCGACCCCUACAGGACUCUACACCCCCACGAUCCAAGCCGUUGAGAGGCUCUCGACGUACGAGAUUGCAGGAGAGAUCAAACGACUUACCGAGCUUGGGCGGCGCAUACCCAGCGCUUUAAGCAGGAAUGAAAUGCCACCCAAUGGUGGUACAAUUACCGUUAGUAAUGUUGGGGCCGUAGGGAGAGGAGAAUUCGCCUCGCCGGUGCUGGUUCCAGGAGGUGGUGUGGCCAUUGUGGCCAUAGGUCGUGCCAAAUGGGUAAUGCGCGAAGGCGAGCAACCAGGACAAGCCCAACGCAGGCUCCAAGUCGGUAUCAGCUGGAGUGCAGAUCAUCGUGUCGUUGAAGGUGCAGAAAUGGCUGCUUUCGUCGAGACAUGGAGAUCCUGGGUCGAGAAUCCUCAGCGGCUCAUUGCGGAGGCCCGUUGAAGCAGAUCCCGCACGUCGGUGCCACCAAAGUUUCUUCACUGACAAAAUAUCAUGUUCACUGCAGUCCCAUUCAUGUACAUGUCGAGAGAUUAUACUAG
This is a messenger RNA of Cantharellus anzutake, 1890 nucleotides long. Its product is annotated as 2-oxoacid dehydrogenases acyltransferase-domain-containing protein. Lineage: Eukaryota; Fungi; Basidiomycota; Agaricomycetes; Cantharellales; Hydnaceae. Gene Ontology annotation, molecular function: lipoic acid binding; acetyltransferase activity. The record is from RefSeq and is a predicted model, not a curated record. Bases 110 to 1792 code for a protein of 560 amino acids. The transcript has 6 exons. Gene Ontology annotation, cellular component: mitochondrion; cytoplasm.